AUGGAGAGUGAUGGCGACAGCGCUACUGAUCGAGAAGAUAGCUUAACACGAGUACCGGCUAAGAGAAAGCGUUAUAAGCAGAAGUUUCGGGAAGAAUGGUUGCUGAAUAAAGAAUAUAGUGACUGGCUAAGAAAGGAUAAUAGGGACUUAUCGAAGGCGGUCUGCAAUGUUUGCAAUACAUCUUUCAGUGCCGAAAUAAGUGUAAUAAAACGCCACAAAGAAGGAACUAAACACGUGAAUAAUUUAAAGAGGUGUAGUGCUUCAACGUCCAAAAAGCAACAGUCUAUAGUAAGCGUUUUUAAAUCCAUGCCAACUAAUGAAAAGCAAUUGGUAAAGACUUCAGAAAUAAAAUUAGCUGCUUUUGUUGCUGAGCAUAAGGUAUCUCAUAAUGUCAUGAAUCACUUAGCAGAUUUGUUACCAAAGUUGUUCCCAGAUUCUCAGAUAGCCAAAGAUAUUAGAUUAAAAAGAACUAAAGUUCAAGCUGUGAUAAAUAACUGUAUUGGGGAAACUGAAAAAGAAAACUUGAUCAGUGACUUGAAAUCACAAAUGUUUUCAAUUUUGAUAGACGAAAGCACAGAUAUUGCUGUAGUAAAAACAGUAGCUGUAGUGGUCAGAAAUUAUGUAAAUUCCGCUCCUAUUGAAACUAUAGAUCCAAUGACAGAAAUAAAUCACAAGGACCUAAAAGACAUAUAUCUAGGUUUAGGUGUCCAGAAAGAACUAGAUUCUGUUGAAAAUGAAGAAAGAAAGUUAACUCUCAGAAAGAUGUGUAAAAAUUUUAUUAUUAGAGCUUGUGUGGGCCUUCGUAAACGAUACUGUUUUAAUGACAAAAUUAUGACAGAAAUAGCAAAAUUUGAUCUAGAGAAAGUAAUUUCUGAUGACAGGGAAGAGUCAGUUUCGUCGUUAUUUCCAUUACUGCCCAGAAUUGCCCCAACUUCAAUCCAACAUCAACAAGAACUAGAUGAUGAGUGGCGGAAGUUGCCGUUAUACUACAAAGAUUUGGAUUUAAGUCAACCCCCCUGA
Parnassius apollo (apollo) is the source of this 1020-nucleotide messenger RNA. The record is from the annotation of a GenBank genome assembly. NCBI's taxonomy places the organism in Eukaryota, Metazoa, Arthropoda, Insecta, Lepidoptera, Papilionidae.